AUGCCGUCGAUUCGCGUGAGCUUCAAUCCGCCGCGCUUCCGCCGCGGCGAUCUGGUGGAGGUGGCGAGCGCGCAGGAGGGCUUCGUCGGGUCCUACUUCGAGGCGACGGUGGUGGCCGAUCUGGGGAAGGACGGCUACCUGGUGCAGUACCGCACCCUGCUCAGGGACGACUCCUCGGGGCCGCUGCGCGAGGUGAUCGGCGCGGCGGAGGUCCGGCCGCGGCCGCCGCCGGAUCCGGCGGAGCGGUACCGCGCGGGCGACGUGGUGGACGCGUUCGACAACGAGGGGUGGUGGUGGGGGCGGAUCACCGGGAGGAGCGGGGACAGCUACUCGGUGUUCUUCGAGACGACACGAGACGAGAUCGUCUACCACAAGAACGCGCUGAGGACUCAUCACGAGUGGAGCGAGGGGCGAUGGUGCCUGGCGAUGCUGGUUCCGGUUGCUUGA
Molecule: messenger RNA, 447 nt
Organism: Salvia hispanica
Lineage: Eukaryota; Viridiplantae; Streptophyta; Magnoliopsida; Lamiales; Lamiaceae
Product: protein AGENET DOMAIN (AGD)-CONTAINING P1
Source: RefSeq, a predicted model, not a curated record